AAGAGAGAUAAAAAGAAGAAUGUCGAAAACGCUGGUGCAACCGAUAGGGCAAAAGCGGCUGACGAAUGUGGCCGUCGUGCGUUUGAAGAAACACGGCAUGCGAUUUGAAAUCGCUUGCUACAAAAACAAAGUCCUCUCAUGGCGUUCCCGGGUCGAGAAAGAUUUGGACGAGGUUCUACAGUCCCAUACGGUGUACUCCAAUGUUUCGAAAGGGGUUCUUGCUAAGACCAAAGAUUUGGUUGCUGCUUUUGGGACUGAUGAUCAGACUAAAAUUUGUUUGGAGAUUUUGGAGAAAGGGGAGCUACAAGUUGCUGGGAAGGAAAGGGAAUCGCAAUUUUCGAGUCAGUUUCGGGAUAUAGCGACGAUUGUCAUGCAAAAAACCAUCAAUCCUGAAACUCAGCGCCCUUACACCAUUAGUAUGAUUGAGAGACUAAUGCAUGAAAUUCAUUUCGCUGUUGAUCCCAAUAGUAGUUCCAAGAAGCAGGCUCUAGAGGUUAUUCGUCAGCUUCAGAAUAACUUCCCCAUAAAACGGUCGCCCAUGAGAUUACGACUCAUAGUUCCUGGACAGAACUUUUAUUCUCUUUGUGAGAAGCUGAAUGAAUGGGGUGCUACCAUUGUUUCAAAAGAUGAAUCCGGAACUCAGCUGUCAGUUAUUUGUGAAAUAGAACCAGGGCUUUUCCGAGAAUGUGACUCCCUUGUGAGGAAUUUACAGGGUAGAUUGGAAAUACUUUCAGUGUCUGUACAUGCCGAGGGGGAUACGCAAGUGGAUAAUUACGAUGAUGAGGAUAUAUCAUCACAGCUGCCCAAGGAUUCGGCCGAGUCAGCAUCAUCACGUUUACCCCCAGAAUCUUCUGAUUCAGUUGUCCAACUAAGUGAGAAAAUACAAAAGCAUACCAUCUCUUCAGGAAAUGGGAAUGCUGAAGGGGAGGCAAAGCAACAUAAGUGCAGCACAUGCAAUGCAUUUGUGGGGGAUUCCAAACAGUACAGGGAUCACUUUAAGAGUGAGUGGCACAAGCAUAAUUUAAAACGGAAAACCAGGCAACUUCCUCCUCUUACUGCAGAAGAGUGCUUAGCUGAUGUGGAAUUGAGUGACUCAAAAUCGGAUUUGCAGGAUUAUUCAUUUUGAUUUGGGGCUAAAAACUAAUGUGAGUGCAUAUACCAUUUCUUUUCUUUUACUAUCUUUCGUUGUUUUGAUCAGCUGGACAUGAACUCAGUUGUAAAUUUGGCUUUGUAUUACUUGGGUAUGGCCAUUAGAUGCGGGUAUUCGGGUGUGAGUUUCAGAUACGAAUAUGUCAAAUUUUGUUUAAGAUUUUUAUUUAGAGGAUUUUUGAAGGAGCACAUCUCUAUUAAGGUAUGUCUGUGAUUGGCUAUGUAAUGGACAUGGAUUAAGUAUAUUAAUCUGAAGAAUCUAGCUUAUAAAA
This is a messenger RNA of Gossypium raimondii (Peruvian cotton), 1421 nucleotides long. RefSeq lists its product as uncharacterized. The transcript has 5 exons. Gene Ontology annotation, molecular function: nucleic acid binding; zinc ion binding. Gene Ontology annotation, biological process: cytosolic ribosome assembly; ribosome biogenesis. NCBI's taxonomy places the organism in Eukaryota, Viridiplantae, Streptophyta, Magnoliopsida, Malvales, Malvaceae. The record is from RefSeq and is a predicted model, not a curated record. Bases 20 to 1126 code for a protein of 368 amino acids.